Eimeria necatrix is the source of this 540-nucleotide messenger RNA. RefSeq lists its product as hypothetical. Lineage: Eukaryota; Apicomplexa; Conoidasida; Eucoccidiorida; Eimeriidae. The transcript is spliced from 3 exons. Gene Ontology annotation, cellular component: ribosome. Bases 1 to 540 code for a protein of 179 amino acids. Gene Ontology annotation, molecular function: structural constituent of ribosome; 5S rRNA binding. Gene Ontology annotation, biological process: translation. The record is from RefSeq and is a predicted model, not a curated record.
AUGAGCGAGACGCCAGCAGAGCAGCAGCCUCCGGCCGCGGAGGCUGCAGCAGCAGCAGCAACGCCUGCCGCAGCAGCGGGACCUGCUGCUGCUGCUGCUGCUGCUGCUGCUGCUGCGAGCAGCAGCAGCAGCAGGCGGCUGCGGCUGACAGCAACCCUCAGCAACAACCACAUUUAUGCAUGCAUUACAGACCCCUCGGGGCAGCAGACAUUUGCUUUUGCUUCCUCGAUGGACAAAGAGCUUGCUGGCACUUUGAAGCAGGUCAAGAGAAAAAGAGGCAAGUUUGCUGCUGCUGCUGCUGCUGCUGCUGCUGCUGCUGUUGCUGCUGCUGCAGAGGGUGCAGCUUGCGCCGUUGCUGGACUGGUGGCGAGGCAGCACGGGGGCACUUUGGAAGCAGCAGCAGCUGUGGGGGCCCUUGUGGCAGCAAGGGGCCUUCGGGCUGGAGUCUCUAAAGUUUAUUUCGACAGAAAGCAAUACAAAUAUGCAGGGAGAAUUGCUGCGCUGGCUGAUGGAGCGCGGAAGGCGGGACUAGACUUCUAA